AAUCCUAAUCAUAAUCCUCAAAGCUCAACAAAAAGCCUACCAUCACCACCUUUGUCACCUUCCACCUGUUUGUGAAAACGUCCCAUUCAACUUUUAAACCAAGUCCUUCGUAUAUUUUCUCAAUUCUGAAACUCCCCAAGCCACCUUUUUCCCCCCAUCUAUAAGACCACUUAGCCAAUACCCAAUGUCUUGCUUACAGCAAAACUCUGUUUUGGGAUCUCCCAAUUCCAAUUUAGGCACUUGUGGUGGUGGAGAGUUGUUGAAGCUAGAAAUGAUGGGGGUUAAUGUGAACUCAUAUCUUAAUUCAGGGUCUGCAUUAAUGGAGAAAGGGGUGAUCAAAGAAAGUAGUGGCAAGGCUGCAAGUGGUGGUGGUAAUGAAUCAGAGCAUGGCAUGCACACUUGGACUGAGAGGGAAAGAAGGAAGAAGAUGAGGGACAUGUUCUCUAGCCUUCAUGCUCUGCUUCCUCAGCUUCCAGCUAAGGCAGAUAAGUCCACCAUUGUUGAUGAGGCAGUGACAUAUAUCAAGUCCCUGGAAAAAAUUCUUCAAACAAAACAAAAACAAAAGCUCGACAAACUCCAGAGCACUAGUGCAUUGAUAGCAUCAAACACAGAGCUAGCUGGUGAGACAAGGGAAGCGUUUUUGGCUGAUCAUCUACAUCCAUCAAAGAACUUGAUGGUCACAAAUGCAUUCCCAGCUUCUCUUUUUCCCGCUUGCUUCGAGACGUGGUUUUCGCCAACUGUUGUCUUGAACAUUUGCGGCCCUGAUGCUCAGUUCAGUGUUUGUUCGCCGAGAAAGCCAGGGCUCUUGACAACCAUCUUGUACAUUCUAGAGAAGCAUGAGCUGGAUGUAGUCUCUGCUCACAUCUCCUCGGAUCAAUAUCGUUGCAUGUACAUGAUCCAUGCUCAUGCGGGUGGAGCUUGUGAUCAUUUCCCUGAGACAUUAUCAGUAGAGGACACAUUCAAACUAGCAGCAGGUGAAAUAAAUUUGUGGCUCUUGUCCUGUUGAACACACUUGAUAUAUAUUGUAGAAAAUUGCUUUCACUUAUGUACCUUUGGUCAACUGUUCUGACUUCUGAAUGAUCUUGCUGGUGUUUUUGGACCAUGAGUAGUGUGUAUAAGCCCAAUGGGCUAGUUGUUCUAUUUGUUUUGGGCCUUGUGACCUCUCCAUGAUCAAAAAAUU
Messenger RNA from Prunus avium (sweet cherry), 1180 nucleotides. Lineage: Eukaryota; Viridiplantae; Streptophyta; Magnoliopsida; Rosales; Rosaceae. The record is from RefSeq and is a predicted model, not a curated record.